This is a messenger RNA of Larimichthys crocea (large yellow croaker), 1738 nucleotides long. RefSeq names its product FERM domain-containing protein 6-like. The record is from RefSeq and is a predicted model, not a curated record. Gene Ontology annotation, cellular component: cytoplasmic side of apical plasma membrane; cytoskeleton. NCBI's taxonomy places the organism in Eukaryota, Metazoa, Chordata, Actinopteri, Sciaenidae. Gene Ontology annotation, biological process: positive regulation of hippo signaling.
GAGUCAGAAGUCAUUAGGUGUCAGGUUAUUCGGAGGAAGGCUGAUUUGUUCUGGUCGUCCCGUGGGAGUCCAGGAGGAGGAUAUAUGGAGGUGGCCUGAGACGAACUGAAGCUUUUGUGACCAUGAGGACGACGCAGAGGCGACAAGUGUGCGUCCUUCUACCAAACAAGCAGCACCUGGACUGUACUGUCAGGGCGAGAGCCAGAGGCCACGAGGUGUUGAAUAGUGUGCUGAAGCAGCUCUUCGUCAGUGAGCUCCAAGUCUUCGGUCUGGCUGUUCUCAGAGAUAAUGAAUACCUCUUUCUUGAUCUGGAGCAAAAGCUGAGCAAGUACUUUGGCAAAAGAUGGAGGAGAGGAUCCCUGAAGAUCCCAUUCAUCUUAUUCCUGAGAGUGCAGUAUUAUGUAGAGAGCGGGCGGCUGAUAUUGAGCAGUAAAAUACAGCAGCUCUACUACGCUGAGCUGAGGCAGAAGGUUCUGCAUUCCCAGAGCCGCCAUCAGGAAUCUUUGUUCUUCCAGCUGGCAGCGUCUGCGCUUCAAGCUGAGGUCGGAGAUCUGGAUUUGAAUGAUGAAGAGGAGGAGGGACAAGAGAGAAAACACAGACAUUACUUUCUUCCUGAAGAUUACUUCCCCUCCUGGCUGAUAAAGCGACGAGGACGAGACUUUCUGCUCCAGCACUGCCCGGCAUUACACACGGAGCUGAGAGGCGUGCCACGUAGCCAAGCCGUCCUGCGGUUUAUAAAGGAGGCCAGCAGCCUGCAGGAUGGAGCGGUCACCUUCUACAGGAUGAGGCAGGUCAGUCACACUCACAAGAAAACCUCCACUGACUGCAACUGUAAUGAAGUACAAUCAGCAAAUCAGGAGGCUGAGAAAAAAGAGCUGAGGAGUUUGAUUCUUCUUGGUGUGGAAUUGAAAGGAGUCCAUAUUUAUCAGGAAGUGGAAGGGAAGCCGUGUUUAUUGUAUCAUUUUUCCUGGACCGAUAUCGACUGCUUCACUUUCCAGGGCUGCAGGUUUGAAAUCUCUGCAGUGGGCUCUCUGUGCCUCUCUAAGCUGGUGUAUUACACUCCUUCUGUUUUCCACUCCAAACACAUCCUGAGGCACCUCAGUGACAGUCACCGGCUCCACAUUAAUACCAGAGAUGCAGUCAGCUGCGUCCAACAGCUGGAAGACAUGGAGGCCUGUCAGUUCUACAAAGAGGCCUACAUCUGUGACACAACACGCCUAACACACAGACUCCAGAGCCUCACGUCCUCCAUGUCGGACUGCAGCGAUGCAGUCGAAAUGACAACAGCCUGGUCCAAAGAGGAGGAGGAUGAAGAGGUCACAGAGUUUGAGCUGUGCGUGGACGAACCACAGGAGUUUUUUGUUGACGACCCAGCUGAGGUGUUGUGGUUGGCUGAGCUGAUGCAUGCUGCGUCCGUCGGCGGACCUCAGGUGUCUUCUCCCUGGGCAGCUGUCACCGUGGAAAUGAAACAGGUUCUGCGGAGCAGGGAGGAUGAAGGGGUUUCUGUGGACUAAUGUACAGCCAGAGGCUGUUCUGCAGCUCAGGACCAGACCCCUAAUGUCACUGCUCUGAUGCUCAUGUUGCUUUUCAAAUUAGUCAUCAUACACCUAAUAAAUGAUGUAUCUGAUAUAGAACUAUGUGCUAAUAAUCACUGUUUGCAGUGCAACAUUAAUAUCUUUAACAUACUGUAUGUUUGUGUUUGCAUCAACAAACUGUUAGAUUAAAGCACUUGUAGAUG